AUGAGUAUUUCUACCAAUGACAUAGCAGCUCGCUCUAGUACGACGCCAUAUUCCGUAAUUGAUGGUACGAAAGAAGCUAUUCGAACUCUACGAGAAUCGACCGGCAGUGAACUUCCAUUGGAGAUACUGAAACAUUUAGAAGAUGUUACUUUUACAACUGCAACCGAUGGCACUCAAAUAUACUUCCCUUGUCCUUUUAAAGAAACUGAAGCCACAGUUGCAUUAAAAUCGAUUGAAGCAAGUGUUGUUGCUGCCAUUGCGGACCUUCGAUAUGGGGAACAGAAAAGAAAGAUCGAAAUCAACCUUGAGCAGACGGCUACUUUCCUAUUCUCUACCUACAUUGCUACAAUUGCUGGCAUGAAUAAACAACAUCCUGAUGUCAAAUCAAAGCUUAAAGACACAGAUUUGCUCAAAGCACAAGCUAUCUUGUAUCGCAGACUUUCGGCCAACCUUUAUGAGACCAAGAAUCCUGGAGAAUACUUUCACAUCCAUGGAUCCUUGGAAGCCGGAAAGACAUUGAAUAUGAUUGGACUAGAAGCAUAUCGACCGGAUCUUAUAGAAUAUCGGGAAUGUAUUGAUACAAUUGAACAACACGUCAAGCAAUACACGGCUGCAGAAUUGGAGAUUAUGAAUGCUGAGAUAAAUCAAGCUGGUGUAACGGCAUUAAAAUGGGAAGAUUUCCAAAAAACAAAACAUGGUCAAACACUUCUCAACCUACCUCCAUGGCAACUUGAUAGACUUCAAGACGAAUCCCCACCAAGCACAUUUCCCGAUGUGGCUCCCGCAACGCCGACUUCAAAACCUCAAGUAUUAUCUGGUAUUCGAGUCUUGGAACUGUGUCGAAUCAUUGCUGGACCCGCCAUGGGCCGAACCCUCGCCGAAUAUGGUGCUCAAGUUAUUAAAAUUACAUCUCCUAAUCUUUCUGAUGUUCCAUUUUUUCAAGUUGAUGGCAACACCGGUAAACAUACUGCAGAUAUCGAUCUUAAAACCCCCAGUGGUCGCGCUAGCUUUGAAGAGUUACUAAAAUCUGCCGAUGUCAUUCUUGAUGGGUAUCGACCAGGGGCUCUGGAGCGAUUAGGAUACGGCCCCGAACAAAUUGUGAAGUUGGUUGCAGGAAGAGGCAAAGGAAUCGUUUAUGUCUCCGAAGACUGUUUCGGUUACCAAGGUGAAUGGGCCGGUAGACCCGGUUGGCAACAGAUCGCCGAUUGCGUUACUGGUGUAGCUUGGGCUCAAGGACAAUUUAUGGGUCUUGACGAACCAGUCGUCCCUCCAUUCCCCAUGUCCGAUUAUGGAACUGGGUGUAUGGGCGCUAUCGCUGCUCUAACUGGUUUAUACAGAAGAGCCAAGGAGGGAGGGAGUUGGAGGGGCACGACGAGUUUGUGUCAAUAUGAUGUGUUUUUGUUGGGAUUGGGAUUAUAUGGGGAAGACGUGAAAGCCAAGGUUAGGAAAGAUCACGAUGAUCAUUUCUUCGAUCUAAAGCAUGCAGAUAGUGUGGAUGAAGUAGGUGGAAGAGCGCUGAAAAGUAUGCGCAGAGCUCAUCCUGAGUUAUUCGCAGAGAAAAAUAUGCAAAAGUCAUAUAGUAAAGGAUUCAAAGAGGAGAUACGAUGGUGUAGAAGUCCCGUCACCAUCGAAGGAUUAAGAGUUGGAUUCGAGCGAUCCAGUCGUCCAAAUGGAUAUGAUGCGCCCACAUGGGAUAAUUGGGAAAUCGAAACGGAAGUUGUGGAAGGAUGA
Sclerotinia borealis F-4128 is the source of this 1731-nucleotide messenger RNA. The record is from the annotation of a GenBank genome assembly. NCBI's taxonomy places the organism in Eukaryota, Fungi, Ascomycota, Leotiomycetes, Helotiales, Sclerotiniaceae.